CAUAAGAGAGACACUCACAUAGUGUUGUUGUUGUUGUUAUCGUCGUUGUCCUCCUCUUCCUCCUCCUCCUCGCUGCUGCCGCCGCGGACAGCAGAGUUCCUCGCUUACCGCCGCCAUGGCCUCCCCUCAGGAAUCGCCUCACCACAACAAUAACAACAACCCGCCGCUGGAGGGGACGCCCACCGAGCCGGGCCUGAACAGCUCCUGGGUAGAGUUGCAGAUGAAUGGAAAUGACAAUGGCAAUACAAAAAAUGGGGGUCUGGAACAUGUCCCUUCUUCAUCUUCGAUCCACAACGGAGACAUGGAGAAGAUUCUUCUAGAUGCUCAGCAUGAAUCUGGGCAGAACAGUUCGAGGGGUAGUUCUCACUGUGACAGUCCUUCUCCUCAAGAAGACGGACAGAUAAUGUUUGAUGUGGAAAUGCACACAAGUAAAGACAAUAGUUCUCAGUCUGAAGAGGAAGCAGUAGAAGGAGAGAAGGAGGUGGAAGUUCUGAAGAAAAGUGCUGACUGGGUUUCAGACUGGUCAAGUAGACCUGAAAACAUUCCUCCCAAGGAGUUUCACUUCAGACAUCCUAAGCGAGCGGUAUCUUUAAGUAUGAGGAAGAGUGGAGCCAUGAAGAAAGGUGGCAUUUUCUCGGCUGAGUUUCUUAAGGUUUUCAUUCCAUCUCUGUUCAUAUCUCAUGUUUUGGCUUUGGGACUAGGUAUCUACAUUGGAAAACGACUGACCACACCUUCAGCUAGUACUUACUGAAUGAAGCGGUGCGCAGACCCUGGAAAUCCUUGUGAUCUGUGAAGGUGUUGAUGUCACGCUAGUACAUUUUGAAUUUGAGACAGUUUUAAGCAUGAUUCCUCCCCCCCUUCUCAGCCUCCACCUUGUUUUUACAUAUCCAGGUUCCAGUAACUCUCGGGAUUCAGUAUUGUAUUGGAACUCUGCGGAGGUGUGUCGCUUGCCGUCUCAACCCUUUCCCUAGCUGUCCUCCACAUCAUGCAAGACACAUCAGAGCUGCCUAACAGAGUUUACAAUUGCCUAUAUAUUGCAAGGGCUUCUUUCCGUGCAAAGUGCCACCAGCAAAUUAUAAUUUUAUCAGUGAUGCUGUUGCCUCCUUUUUACAACAGGAAAUAAGCUGCAUAGUGCAUAUUUGAACUGUUGAGUAUAACAAUCUCCAGUCUCUAAAACAAUUUGAGAAUUAGCAGAAGCUGGUUAUAAAACAAAGUAAAUGUUAUUUUUCCUUAAGUGUAGCUUAUUUUACAAUUCUCUCUCUUCUUUUUUUUAGUUUGAUUUUAGGAGGCAAAAACUGCACAAAAAUCAAAGCAGGAUAAAAAUUUAUUCAUCAGCAACUUUUAAUACCGAGUAUCUCUAAUUAUCUUUUCUAUGAUGUAGUGAGUUUAUUUCUGGUUAAAAAAAAGGCUUGUCUGAUGUCUAGAAAUCGUUUUUAAAAAGAACUGCAUUAUUUGCAUGUGAAGAAUCUUCUAGUAUUCAUCAGCAUUUUAUUUAAUGAAAGUUUUCUUUGUAAAAGUAGUUUGACUUGAAGUAUUUUUUGAAGUAUUUAGACUCCCUGUAAAAGGAGAUUCUACCUGUUAUGGAAUCAGCUGCAAUUUGCAGAGAUGGCUGUUUCAGCAAUUACUUGAGGCAUCCUACCUGUGAACAGUCUUGCAGUUUUGUAAAACACAAUUUACAAAGCUUGAAACUAUCUUAUGUGGUUAAGUUUCCAUACUCCCUUUUGUAUGGCUUUUUGUUGAAUCUCGCUUGGCAAUACCUGAAAUCCUAAGGAGCUUGGUGAUAUCUCAUAUAGCUAGAUAGCAGUCUUGCUAAUGGGAACACUUGGCCUUAUCCUCCUCCAAAUAACCCCCCCCUUUUUUUUUCAAAAUGUGAAGCUUAGUUUGAAAUUGUUUGAACUCAUAUAGGCAAACAAAUGUCCCUAAGUAGAUUUGUAUUGGGUUUUGGAAUGUGUAGCAUGCUUCUGAAGAAUAGAACAUUCUGUUUUAUAUAUAUAAAUAUAUAAAUGACAGGCUUUAAUACUACAUAUUUAGGAAAUCAUUAUUAAUUUUAGAAUUAGGAAAAAAUCAUUGAACUUUUUCAUUCUAUUAUUAGAAAAAAUAUACAUGCAAAACUAGGAGACAGCAAACCUGUAGAAGCAGGUCCUCUUUUUUUCUAUUUGUUUCAGACUUCUCAAAGUUGGAAAGUUUUGGCAGUGCACAGCAUGGUGAUUUAUGCCAGUGGGUAGAGGUGAACCUAAUGAAGCAGAGAGCAUAAGCAUGCAAUCCAUUCCUAAAGUAUGCUUAUAUCAGUUGUUGAUUCUGUAACACUUAAAGGAUUGUUUUUAUUUCACUAAUUCUGGGUCUUUUUGCUCCCUUUAGCUUUGACUGGUAGCACUUAUAUUACUUGCAACAAUAUAUUUAUUUCCUGUGUGGAUAUCGGGGUAAUUUUGUAGUGAUUAAAUAAAAUAAGGGUCUUUUUUAAAAGAAAUAGCAUUGAACAACAUACCUGAGUAGGUUUCAAAGUCUGACAGUACUUUCAGCAUCAAUUCUUGUAUCCUCUUUUGUAACACAAUUGGAAUACAGAAGAAUGUAUAUGGAAUUGGGACCAUGUUCAUGAAAAACAAAAAUAAAGCUUCAUUCCUUUCCAAUUACAUGAUGAUUAAUCUGAAGAAUGCUGUGUGAUGAGUUAGCAAAUCUACAUGCUUGUGACUAAACACCUUCACUAAUAUUUUUCAAAAAAGGUAUCAGCUAUAAAGCUUUUUUAAAAUAAAUAUUGUUAGGAGAGCUAUCCUGUUGUUCCUGGAGAGCAUCCCAGAGACCAGAGGAUUUUCCAAGUCCUGCUGCUGAAGCCGGAGACGCUGCUACAACUUUGGGGAGAGGGGCUCCAAGACAGGAUCCCCCCCCUUCUCCCUUGCAGCUAUGGCAAACGGAGCCACAGCUCCUGUUCCCUGAGGGUGCAAACAUGGCUUCAGAGGACACUGUAAAGGGAUAGUGCUGUGGGCAGGGGGAAGAAUGGCUGAAGAGCUACCACCUUUCCAGUCCCCCUCCCACCAGCGUGCUGCCUCUAGAUGGACUAAGAAGCCCGUCUGGAGAUAAAAUAAAUGGGGAGAUAGAGAGGUGAAAAAUACCUCCAUUGCUUCGUCUACCCUGCCAGUAGCAGCCUGGUAGGGCUUGCUAUCCAGAAGUUUCUGUCUUUGGAGGCUUCUGCCUUAGGGGCCACGAUUGUAGGAUUGCCCCUGAAUAGCUUUAUACCUGUUUACAGUUUGAGGGGGGCAGGCGGGAAUACAGACCUCGUUUUUCAAACGAUCAACGAGGCUUUGAAAUAUUUGUACAUAGGAUUGGACAGGCAUGCAUAAACUCGCACAUUAAGAAGAUGCAGCUGGCUGAACUGCAACACUAACAAAACCCACACCUGGUUACCGUGUUAAGACAUGAAAACUAAAAAGAAACUGUUGAUCCUAAAAAAAAUGCAUUGCUGAAAUUAUUGGAGUUAACUGAGCCAAAGUGAUUAUGCAUUCUUCAUAUUUAGUUAGCACUUUGUAACAUUAUAUACAGUUUACAGUACAUGUAUAAGUUGUAGCGAUAAACAUUUUGUGCCAUUAAAGCUGUCACAAACCUA
Molecule: messenger RNA, 3598 nt
Organism: Varanus komodoensis (Komodo dragon)
Lineage: Eukaryota; Metazoa; Chordata; Lepidosauria; Squamata; Varanidae
Gene: BNIP3L
Product: BCL2 interacting protein 3 like
Exons: 6
Coding region: 116-751 (211 amino acids)
Biological process (GO): positive regulation of apoptotic process; defense response to virus; mitochondrial outer membrane permeabilization
Cellular component (GO): mitochondrial outer membrane; nucleus; mitochondrial envelope
Source: RefSeq, a predicted model, not a curated record